AUGGCGACCAGCGUUCCAGAAGAUAGCAUCAUGAGUGAGAACCAAGCACCACCACCAAUCCCAGCGGAAGAGCCCAAAUAUGGCGGAUUCACACGCUUUGAGAUCGAACUCGAGUUCGUACAAUGUCUCGCCUCACCCACCUACCUCAACCACCUGGCCUCCAAAAAGUACUUCGAAAACCCCGAAUUCCUCGCGUAUCUUAAAUAUCUACAGUACUUUGCCCACCCGCCCUAUCUCAAGUACCUGGUUUACCCGGGCCCCACGCUGAGGAAUCUGGAGUUGUUACAGCAGGAGAGGUUUAGGACGGAUAUUCUGAGUGGCGAGACGGUAGCUAGGAUGGUGGAGGAGGGUGCGAAGGCUGGCAUGGAGUGGCCGAGCAAGAAAUAG
This is a messenger RNA of Amorphotheca resinae ATCC 22711, 387 nucleotides long. RefSeq lists its product as hypothetical. Gene Ontology annotation, molecular function: transcription coregulator activity. The coding region runs from base 1 to 387 and encodes 128 amino acids. The record is from RefSeq and is a predicted model, not a curated record. NCBI's taxonomy places the organism in Eukaryota, Fungi, Ascomycota, Leotiomycetes, Helotiales, Amorphothecaceae. Gene Ontology annotation, cellular component: core mediator complex; mediator complex. The transcript is spliced from 2 exons. Gene Ontology annotation, biological process: regulation of transcription by RNA polymerase II.